This is a messenger RNA of Helianthus annuus (common sunflower), 1991 nucleotides long. RefSeq names its product F-box/LRR-repeat protein At4g29420. The record is from RefSeq and is a predicted model, not a curated record. The transcript is spliced from 2 exons. Gene Ontology annotation, molecular function: protein binding. NCBI's taxonomy places the organism in Eukaryota, Viridiplantae, Streptophyta, Magnoliopsida, Asterales, Asteraceae. Bases 352 to 1236 code for a protein of 294 amino acids.
CGUGUAGUUGAAAUUGGUUUAUAACACCAUAUUUUGAAAUCAGCUUAAACCCGGUCAAACCCGACCUGAACCGGUCAAAACCAGCUUCCAACUGACCAAACCCAAUUGUUUGACUUUCUUUCCAACAAAAACCUGUUUCGGCUUUUGUGGACUCAAACCGAUUUAGAAAAAAAAAAAAAAAAAAAAAGGAGGAAAAAAACCUAUAAAAAGGCUGUCAAUUGGGUUGGACCCUAUCGGGUCGAGGGCCACAGAGAUAUAAAUUAACAGGUAACCCGAAUGCAUGGCAUCUUCUCGCUGAAUAUUCAAAACCCUAGCUACUUCUCUGGCGGAUCAUAAGAAGUAACUGUUUACAUGGACAAACUUCCUGAGUCUCUGCUACUCGAAAUCCUGAGUCGACUCGACAACUCAGCCGACGUUGCUCGCUGCCGAUUCGCUUCCAAGGCUUUCAAUAAUGUCUUUCCAGACCUUCGAUCAAUUAAGCUACUAUGCUCAUGGCGCGGCACUUCAGGCUCUAUUUCCUCGAGUUGUUUCAAGAAGGUUUUUCUGGACUUUAUUUCUAAACUGAGAGUUGUUGAAUCGGUGUGUAUCGGCCUUCAUGACGCCACUGGAGUUGAUCCCGUAGAUGCGGAAUUUUUAAUGGAGUGGCUGCCUAGGGUUUCCCAAACCUUGAAAUCGCUUUCGUUGUCUGAUCUUCCUUUCGCCAAGUAUUGUCAUAAUCUUGCUGAGUUAAAUCUAAGGUCUGCACGGCUGUCUUUGGACCACUUGAAUCCAAUGCCAAUGCUAACUACUUUGACACUUGAAUGCACAAUAUUACAAGACCAUCACCUACACCAGUUGAAUAAGUGUUUCCCUAAUCUUCAACUUCUUAAGUUGGUAGGUAUCACAGGACUUAAAGAUCCUAAGAUCCACCUUCUCCACCUCCAAACCUGCCAUUUGACUCUGUAUAGUGAUCUAUCAUCUUUGACUCUAAUCACCCCCAACCUCAUCACACUCAAAAUUGUACUAUGUGGCUAUCACACUGCAAUUCAUGUUGAAGCUCCCACGUUAUCUCUCUUUCAUCUUAGUGUUGACGGCCAAAAACAUCCUGCCGCUUUCACCGCCAAAAAGUUUGAGAACCUGAAAACACUUUGCUUGGACUCUUUCUACAUUGGCUUCUUACUUUCAGAAUUCCCGACCAUGAAAACAGUAGAAAACUUUGAUACUGGAUUCGAGAAACAUAGCACCAAGAGACGCUAGAGAUUCAAAAUUAACCCUAGGGAAGGUGUUCAGGGUUUUUCCGAACGUGAGUUCUCUACGUAUUAAUUCAGGUGCUUGGUCGGAAUUAGAAGCCUGUUUGGAUCCUCAAGGUUGGGACAUAAUUUUGGAUGGGAGUAAAGGAUUGAAGACAAUCAGUGCAUAUCUGAUGUUAGUUGACCCGUCGUUGACUUUCUCAUAUGUUGCAUGUCUGUUGGACCAAUGCGUGGGCUUGUCAGUGGUCUCGUUGCUUAUCCACUGUGGUGUUGAUGGUACUCAAUGUAAAAGUUUCAUGUCUAAGUGCAUGGCUCGUUGGCCUGGGUUGAAGUGGCGGUGGGGCGUAUGGGGUAAACGCAUGAAAGAUACUUGGAUAACCGAUCUACAGAUAACCGAACACCCCAAAUCAUCUAAGAAGCUCCGGUUGUGAUGAGGUAAGAUCGAUCAUAUGUCAUUUGUAAUCGUUUCUAUUGAUGAAGGUUUUAAUAUUUUUAGUUUAUGUUAUUGGCUACUGUGUUUUUAUGAAAUAUAACCUAUAGAUCUAAAUAUUAGAGUUAUGAUUUGUAUUGCAUUAUUAUUCUCAUCAUUUCAGAACCAGAUUGUGGGAACUUGAGGACUUUUGAAAUGCAUGCCAAAGGGUCGGGUUCAUCGAUUAUUAUUAUUAUUGUCCAGUUUUUAUAAAUUUUUAAUGUGUCUAGUACAAGAUUAUAACGACUGAUAAUAAAAAUAAUUACUAAUUUUUAUAUAUCUUAUUUUUGUCA